Messenger RNA from Sclerotinia sclerotiorum 1980 UF-70, 264 nucleotides. RefSeq lists its product as hypothetical. NCBI's taxonomy places the organism in Eukaryota, Fungi, Ascomycota, Leotiomycetes, Helotiales, Sclerotiniaceae. Gene Ontology annotation, biological process: protein processing; protein targeting to peroxisome; protein catabolic process. The transcript is spliced from 4 exons. The coding region runs from base 1 to 264 and encodes 87 amino acids. The record is from RefSeq and is a predicted model, not a curated record. Gene Ontology annotation, molecular function: ATP-dependent peptidase activity; serine-type endopeptidase activity; ATP binding. Gene Ontology annotation, cellular component: peroxisomal matrix.
AUGACGGGUGAGAUCUCCUUACGUGGACGUGUUACCGCCGUGGGUGGUAUCAAAGAGAAGCUUAUUGGAGCUCUUCGUGCCGGUGUUAAGACUGUAUUGUUACCCGCAAACAAUAGGAAAGAUAUCAAGGAUGUUCCCCAAGAAGUUAAGGAUGGUCUAGAGAUCAUUCAUGUCAGACACAUCUGGGAAGCGAUGCGAUACGUCUGGCCUGAAGCACAUUGGCCGGGCGAGGAGAAUUUUGCGGGUAUUGAGAGUCGUUUGUGA